Triplophysa dalaica is the source of this 3328-nucleotide messenger RNA. RefSeq names its product transmembrane protein 169a (gene tmem169a). The record is from RefSeq and is a predicted model, not a curated record. Bases 1048 to 1920 code for a protein of 290 amino acids. The transcript has 2 exons. Lineage: Eukaryota; Metazoa; Chordata; Actinopteri; Cypriniformes; Nemacheilidae.
UAAAGGGAUAGUUCACCCACAAAUGAAAAUUCGUUCAUGAUUUACUCCACCACUUGUCAUUUCAAACCUGUAUGACUUUUCUUCCGCAGAACACACAAAACAUAUUUUGAAGAACGUUGUUCACCGGCACUCACAGAUUUUUUUUGUCCAUACAGUAAAAGUGAAUAGUUGCCGGCGCUGUCCUGUUACCAACUUUCUUAUUUUAUGUCCUGUGGAAGAAAGUAAUACAGAUUUAAAAUGACAGGGGUGUGUAAAUGAUGACAACAUUCAAAACCAUCCCUUUAACAAACUUUUUUUAUCCAAAGAUGCUGAACUAUUGUUACGGACAUUACAUUUACAUUUAGGCAUUUGGCAGACGCUUUUAUCCUAUACAUUUUACAUAGUUAUAUGCAAUCCCCUGGGGUCGAACCCACAACCAUGCGUUGUUAACGCAAUGCUCUUACCACUGAGCUACAGGAAAACUACAGGGCAUUAAUCUACUAUCAUGGUAGGAUGUUUUGCUCAAUGUCAGCAACAUGAAUGAUUAGGGGUUUGUGCUGGCAUCUCAUAGCAAGAUUAAAUUUUCAGACUCCUUGUAACAACGGUUGCCAGGCAGAGCACGGUGCAAAACGCGCAUGCGUACGCGGCGCAGCGCAGCGCACAAGCAGCUGAUUGGUUUACGUUUGCAUUCAGCGGCGAGAGGGGGGAUGCGCUUAACCCGGUGAGGCAAUGUCCGAAAAAUAAACCCAGCGCUACAAUGAUACACGUGGUUAAAAUGCGUAAAAUCCCUUAUUGUGCAAAAUAGUAAAACGACAUGCGUUCGGUGCAAGGUAAGUGUUCAUCCGCUCCCUGCAUUUCACAUCCAUCUUUAGUGAAUGAAAAGAAGAUAGUAAACACGGGGCGGUGUCUGACCGGACAACAGGACCAUGUCCAGAUUCGAAAGGAAAUGUUAUUUGCAAUGUAAUGCCAUUUAAAUUAACGAUGACAUGCGUUGGUGUCGUUUGUCUCAUCUAGAAGCAGCAUACUGACAUCAUACUGUUUCAUAAGCAUCUGAUUCGGGGUGUAAAAAUGAGCGAAGGGACAUCAGGAGAUACUAAUACUAUGGAACUGGAGGGUGUCAUUACUGCAGAGGAAACCCCAGUGAACACACUGCAGAGGUUAACUGAGGAUGAGGGAACCACCACUCGAAGGAAGAAGAAGAAAAAGAAGAAAGAGAUCAUCUACCGCUCCGACUUGGAGGUUGAUGAUGCAGGAGAGGGGACCUCAGCUGAUGUGGAUGGAAACCUCGGUCUUACAUUUGAAGAGGAUGAUCAGGAUAUACCUCCUGACAGCCGCUUCGUGACCCUGACUGGCACCAUCACGCGCGGAAAACGGAAAGGCCAAACGGUGGAUAUCUAUAUGACUCUUACUAACAAAGAGCUGAGAGACAUGGCACGUUCCAAAGAGCGUCUGGAUGCGGAGUGUGAUGGGGUUGCCGAAGCUAAGCAAAAUCCUUGCACGUUAGGGGUCAGCCAGGGACCCCAUGUUCUCAUCUGGAGCCUCUCCUGCUCUCCGUUUAUCUUCCUUCUGUCCUUUAUCACAUCAUUUUAUUACGGAACUCUCACCUGGUAUAACAUCUUCUUGGUUUACAAUGAGGAGCGCUCCUUUCUGCACAAGAUCACACUGUGUCCUUUGCUCAUCUUGUUGUAUCCGGUGCUGAUCAUGGUGUUGUGUUUUUGUAUGGGGGUGUAUGCUGCCGUGAACCAGCUCUCAUGGGUGUUUGGAGAAUGGUGGCUUGCGGUUAGGGACCUUGAGAAGGGCUUCUUUGGGUGGAUGUGUGGGAAACUAGGGUUGGAAGACUGUGCCCCGUAUGACGUGGUCGAGCUCCUGGAUUCUGACACUCUGUCUGGGACACUUCAGGGGAGGAGAAUGGAAGAUGUUGAGCAGACGUCCUCUUUGUGAAAGGGGAAGUAUGUAAAAACAUUUCAUGAUUAAAGGAAAGAUUAAUGUUAAGCUCUAUAGAUUGCAUCGGUGGCAUGCUUUGGAUUUCCAAAGAAAAUUGCUGUAUUACUUCCACUGUAUAUAUUUUCUGUGGUAACUGAUAAGAUGUCACAGAUGUUUAAAAGAUCGUCAGUCUUAAUGUAGUAGACAUGGUGCCAGGGUAUCAUCCAUAAGGUAGACAAGAAUACUGGUCUGCUUUUGCAUUUUUAAAGGGAAGUUGAAAGUUCUCCAUCACAAGAACUAUCUAUUCCAACCACUGACAUACACUUGAUACAGUAGGAACAAGGAUUACUGGCAAAAGUUGAACUGCACCUCUAGGCCGCUGACAAAGAAAUUCGUUUUAGUGUUGCCUUCACGUGCCGUUUCAUCGUCUAAUACAAGAGACUGUGUUAUAGCUAUCAGUAGACAGAAAUACUUGAGAUAUUUAAGUUCCACCCUGAAUUCUUUUUAUGCAUUGUUGUUACGCAGUUUCAACUCUGACAUCAGCUACUUGUCAAGAGAGAUAAUUUCAACCUACUGUUUUACAUGGGCAAAAGUGGGCUUAUUUCCAGACCCAGUAGCAUUUUAACCUCAAUGUAGAUUCGUUCACAUGCAACGUACACCUCGCUUUCAAGUUUAUUAUUGUAUUAAAUCCUGCUCAUUGUGUGAAUCCCAAAUCAUUGAACUAUUGUGUUAGUAUUGAGAACAGUGUGGUGUUUCGUAUUUCUUACCAGGUAUAAUAAUGGUGCUUAUGGUGCUCACCAAGGCUCCAAGGCGCUUAAAGCCAGACACUAUAUCACAUUUAAGCCCUGUUGAAAAGAACUUUGUGUAGGAGGGUAUUUUACUUUCAAAAACGUUUCAACAGGAAAUCCCCAAGAUGAUUGCACAUGCAUUCGUUCGGUGGGAUGGUUCUCAGUGCAUCUGAGGAAUUGCGUAGUCAAUAAGCGGAUCUGCUCUGACAAUGAAGUUGUAUACCUCUUCUCCAUGUCUGUUAUUUAUAGGGGCAUUCUGUAAGUUUGUUGAAAAUGCCCAGAGCUUUUUGCAUCUGAACUGUUUAAAUCUGCAGGUGGGGCAAUUGCAAACAUGCAGAUUCAGUCCGUAGCACAGUAUAUUUCUUUUGUCUCAGUUCGGCAACCAAUUGUCCUAUACGUCUGGCACUUAUCAACGCCACAGAAGAAGAACCUUGCCUUAAACUUUCACACAACAACACUUGAAUGAAACUGUCUUCACGUAGACCGUUUUUCCGCAUAAAUGGUUUCAAAGCACAAGCUUUGUUUUUAUAGCAUGAAUUUUAAGUUUUGUUUGCACACUUGUCUUCAGUUGUUUGCACAGGGUGUGUAACACUGUCAUUAUCAACAGUUUCUAAUAAAGAUUUUUUUCCUGUUUUUCA